AUGAAUCUACAGAGUAGUUUACAGACCUGGAAACAUAGGGGGAUUUCAUUUAUUAACAAUCCUUUGCCAGAAUUUGAAGAACAAUUCAGAGUAACUGAAGAACUGCCCUUUAUGGGGGACUCUGAUCAUGUUGUGUCAGGGUUCAGGGAGGACCUGACUUCUCACUUCCUGGAGACAUCUAACCUAGAUGGAGAAGCCAACCUCCAACUGACCACUUCUGAGGGGCAGGAGAGUAAGGAAGAAACUAGGGAUGAAGAACUGACAAGGAAUGUGUGCAGGAGCAUGUCAGGGAUUGAUGAGUGGGAUGGGUUAAAAAAAGAGGCAGGGGGAGAAACGAGCAUUUGCCAUGUAGCCUGCCAUAAAAAGGUUACUGUUUUCCUGCCAUGGUGCCUGGCCUUCCCAGAGCCCCCUGCUGCAGACCUUAAAGGACUGGACUUUACUAAGGAUAAUUCCCAUACCUCUGAGCUAUUCCACCUAAAGAUUUCUUCUUUCAGGAUUAUCAAUUACCCAAGAGAUAUAAGCCAAUCCACGGUGAAAGAUAUUAAGCAAGAUGCAUUUUCCAUCUGGAGCAAUGAGACCCCCUUGAUUUUCCAACAAGUGAAAAAUCAAGAUGCAGACAUCAAGGUUUCUUUCUGGUCCACGGCCCAUGGAGAUUGUUGGCCCUUUGAUGGACCAGAUGGUGUCUUAGGUCAUGCUUUUUUACCAAAUUCUGGAGCUCCAGGAGUUAUCCACUUUGACAGAGGAGAACAUUGGUCAACUUCAGACAGAAGAUUUAGUUUGUUCCUUGUUGCUAUUCAUGAGCUUGGCCAUUCUCAGGGCCUGCUGCUCUCCAAGAGUCUGAACUCCAUAAUGUACCCCAGAUAUGUGAAUUGGGACCCUACAACCUUCCAUCUUGAUGGUGAUGAUAUCAAAAUAAUCCAGCAACCCUAUGGAGAAAGAUGGUCAUCUGAAAUACCCCAAAGUUAA
Molecule: messenger RNA, 966 nt
Organism: Enhydra lutris kenyoni (northern sea otter)
Lineage: Eukaryota; Metazoa; Chordata; Mammalia; Carnivora; Mustelidae
Product: matrix metalloproteinase-21-like
Exons: 6
Coding region: 1-966 (321 amino acids)
Biological process (GO): extracellular matrix organization; proteolysis; collagen catabolic process
Cellular component (GO): extracellular matrix
Molecular function (GO): metalloendopeptidase activity; zinc ion binding
Source: RefSeq, a predicted model, not a curated record